Molecule: messenger RNA, 834 nt
Organism: Babesia microti strain RI
Lineage: Eukaryota; Apicomplexa; Aconoidasida; Piroplasmida; Babesiidae
Product: DDRGK domain
Exons: 3
Coding region: 1-834 (277 amino acids)
Source: RefSeq, a predicted model, not a curated record
AUGGUAAAAAAAGUGGAACCACAUAAACAAAAUGAUGUUGAGAAGGUGGAGUAUGGAGAAACUAUCGGAUUUCCUAUUUGGUUUACAAUCUUAAUCUCAGUUAUUUUCAUCGUUUUUACGUCAUACAUGUUUAAAAACGUGUCUUUCGAUCAGUUUGAUCAACAGGAACAUGAAAAUGAAGGUGAGGAAGAGGGAAGAGAGGAGAUAGAACAUGAUCAGAUUAGUAAAAAACUGAGGAAGAAGAAGGAGAAGAAGAUAGCGGAAAUGUUGGAGAAAGAAAGGCUCAAGAAAGAGAAGGAGGAAAAACUUAAGAUAAAGCAGAAUAAACAAGCUGAAUAUGAUCGGAAAUAUAAUGAAAGGGAAGAAAGGAUUAACCAGCAGGCAUUGGAAAUUGAAAGGGAAGGGGAUAGAAUAUAUAACGAAUUAAAGUCUAAAAUUGUAAUUGAAGAUCAAGGUUACGUCGAAAAUCUCAAGCAAAUUGAUAUUUCGGACUUUAUCGAUUACAUUAAACUAAAAAAGAGAGUAAAUGUAGAAGAUCUUUCAGCAUUUGUAGGUCUCAAGACUAGCAGUUGUGUGGAAAGAAUUAAUGAAUUGGAAGCUAAUGAUCGUAUAUUUGGGAUAAUAAACACUCAAGGUUUCUAUUUGUACAUUAAUGAGGAGGAAAUCGAUGAAUUUUGUUCGUUUAUUCAUCAUAUUGGAAGGAUACAUAAACAGUAUGAUCUAGUUUCUGCAUGCAAUCGCAUUUUUAGAUUAACAUCAAAAGAAGAGGACAAAGAGAAGAUUGAUUUGAUUUACAACAAGUGUAUACCACAAAAGGAAGAAGUUGAUCCAUAA